GAACAUCGUAACAUUCAAGUCUCUCCGCUCUCGACUCAAGUGUGCAAUCGAAAGUGAAUCCUCAUCCGCAUCCGUGUUCUGCUUCCGUUAUAACGGAAGUGUUUUCCUUACCAAUUCUCGCUUUGCCUUCCCGGUUGUUUGCUCAACGUGGGUAAUUUUUUAUAUCAAUAAAAGUUGAUCUGAAGGUACAUGCCUCAUGCACACUUAAAGUAGUUGGGGGCGCAUUAUUUAUCUGGGCUUGGUUCCGCACUCACAAGCCCUCAAAAUGAUGGGGAAUGUUUCAAAUGUACAGGAGUACAUAAUUCUUAAAUCCUUUGUCCUUAAAUUUUCCAAUAAAGACAAAACUCACCCGAUUAGCCUGUUAACAUGUUGGCUUAAAAUUUACAAAACAAAAAAAAAAUCAUGUCCAUUUCCCUGCUUGAGCUUGUUUAAAAAUUUGGUGUGUGUGCAGCUUGGGCAGAAGAAAGCCCCUUGCCCUUUUGCAUUUCUGCUCUUUCUCCUCCAUUUGCGGUUUUGUACUGAGGUUUGUUGUUUCCGUUGCUUUGUUGCAUUUGACAUUAUGCGCAUUAAAUGCGCUUGGAAUGCUCUGCUUCCUCCGACUUCCUCUGGAUUCCUCCUUCCUUCCACAAACACAAACUGCGACUGACAACGAUAAGAGGAUGAGGAAGAGAGCCGCAAGUGUCGAUAAGGAGGCAGAAGAGCCGGGAACCAAGAACCAGGAGCCAUAACCAGGAGCCAUAACCAGGAGCGUGAGCCAGGAGGAGCCGGGAGUCGGGAGACUGCAGACAGAGGUAGACAGCUGCCAAAGCGCUUUGUAAAUUAUGUCGUUGAGGGGCUUCAGCUCGAGUAGGUUUUAUGGGGAAAGUAACCAAAACCGGAAUAAAAGCACUACCGUAUGGCAGGACAUAAACAUGUGUGUUCGAAAGUUUCCGAGCUUGGGGCACAAUGACUGCUCUGCCUUUAAUUAAAUAUGUAAAAACCUGGAGGUGGAGCGGUGUGAAAGUAAUUUGAGUUUAAUAUUCAUGCUAAUUUAAAUUUGAAAACGCAGUUCGCGGCUUACAGUGCGCAUACGUAAUGCUUAACUUGAUUGCUGGCUAGCCGAGCACUUUAGAUGGAGGUUUGAUUUAAAUUACAUUAGUAGUAUGCGGAUAUGCGUUUUAAAACGAAAGGCACCUUUGUCUGUGACAUCAGUUCAGUUUCAAAAAGCCAUAAAAAAUGAGGCAAAUAAAACUCUUAGUAUGGCUCUUGGUCGGUGGAGUGGUUUCUGCAAGGGAACAACAUACAUUUCUAAGGAAUUUCCUGGAAGCGGUGCACAAAGAGAGAUCUAUUUCAACCAUUCUUCUUAUGCAAAGGAAAGAUAAUAAAAAUGAUUUUCUUCACGGACUAUAUCCCACAUCGUGGCCUUUAAUUUGCAUGGACGAAACUAAAAGAAUUGAACUGGUAAACCAUUUUAACAAGGACUUUCUGGCUCUGGUGUACAUGGAAUCUGACGAGGAUGCAUUGUUACUCUCGGCGUUGGCUGACGAUCUUAAUCAUAUUAGAGAGACCAGAAUUUUAAUCUGGUUACAGAUGAGCCCUUCUGAAGCUUUUCUUAAAAAUAUUGUUUUUGAGGCAUCUAAGUACAAGUUCCUUAAUCUUGCGUUAAUAGAACGUACAUUAACAACUCGACGACUUUAUCCAUUUCCCCAGCCAAUGGUGCAAGUGAUCGACAAACCUUUUGAGGAAAAGAAAAUAUAUCCCGCUCUUUGGCGAAACUUCAUGGGAAAAAAUGCUUUUACUGUGCCCGACAUGGUGCCACCAAGGAACUUUGAUUGCUUUGAUCCAAAAACGGGUUUUAGAAGGCCAGCUGGAUCUCUCUACAACUCCUUUAAGGAGUUUACCCAGAGAUACAAUAUCACCAUGCUACUGAAAUGGCCAAUCGACACAUAUAAUACUCAAGAAGAAAUCAUCGCAAGGACUGUUCGGGGAGAGAUAGACUUAGCACUAACCGGUCAGUUGAUUAGCUUUAGACACCCAAACGGAAGCAGGACACAGCCUCUUUUAGGAGUCACAGCCCUAUCCAUUACCGUGCCAUGCGGACCGGAGUUGCCAAUGUUUGAUCGGUUCUUUUUGGUCUUCGGGCUGGCCACACCCAUCACCAUAGGUGGAUACUACGUCCUCUUAAGCAUCAUGGAGGUCAUACUUGGUACCCUAAGCGAUCGAGUCAAAGGCCAUCCACGACGUGAGAAGUUCCUGAACAUGGUACUUAACCUUCGGGUGUUUAGUUGCAUUUUGUCCCUGUCUACUCCCCAAGGGAAUCGACUCAGGUCCGUCAAGGGACAGCUGACCAUGGUGAUGAGUGUUACAGGCCUCAUUCUGUCCUGCUAUGUGGCGGCACAAACUAGCACCGUUCUCACCAUGAAACCCCAGUACCGGCACAUCAAUAACUUUCAGGAACUGCGCGACAGUAACAUAACCGUUACUUGUAACCACCUUAAUUACAUGACUAUGAAGCAGCAAAUGAAUCCCGCGUUUUUAUCCAAGUUCAUUCCGAACAUCUGGAUUGUAAGUAGCAGAGAGCAGAUGAAGAUGAUCGUUGAUUUGAAUACGAGCUAUGCCUACCAGACAUUCUCCUACAAUAAGGACCUCUUCACGGUGCUUCAAAUGCACACUACCCGUAGGGCUUUAUGUAGGUCCCAGGAUCUAAAUGUGGUCAGCGGAAUUGCCUAUACUGCGGUUCUGGAAAAGAAUUCGAUCUACGCACUUCCUCUGCAUGACUACACACUUCAGGUCUUAAGUGCCGGUCUGGUCUAUCACUGGGGUGACGAAGCGAUUCGGGAGCUUAUCUCCACACAGAAGUACACACAAUUGGAAAAGCUACCCAUUGUGAUCGGCUAUCAAGCGCUAAAGCUGCCGGAUUAUAAAGUCUGUUGGGUGAUACUCCUGAUCGGUGGUGCUCUAGCUUUUUGUGUAUUCAUCGGGGAAGUUGUUGUUGGCUGGAUAAAGCGAGAAAGGUUGAGCAAAUAAAAUUGGACAGGAAAAUAUCUCAUAAAUGUUAAAUUUAUAAAUACUAAUCAAUUGUUUAAUACUUAGUUCUCUUACACCGCUUUCUCAGUGUUAAAAAAUUGUGUGUGUUAUUAAAAAAGCACUCCAUAUUCAAUUCUGAAAUAUAAUAGAGCCACUAACCAAAAAAUUAUACCAUUCUUACCUAUCUUCAUUAUGAAAUGUUGUAUUAAUUUACAUUUAAUUAAUUUUCAUGUGAGUACAUGACAUAGGAAUCUGUACUGUUUAAAUUGAUUACGCGCCUGCAGAGUUUUUAGAUAAGCGUAAGACUUGAAAUAAAUUAUUGCAAAGAUGCACGGAUAUGACCUUUAAAUGGAAAUGCAUAUUUUUAAGAGACUUUAGUUCACUAUAAAAAUUAAAAAAAAAAGAGGGGAGCUUAAAAAGUUAUUUUCUUGUUGGCUAGUGCAGCAACAGUGACCGUAAAACAAAAUUAAUUUCUUUAAAAUAUUCUGAAAGCAGUUGGGCAAGAACAAACAAUUACUACUAUUCUGAUACUGCAAGUCACGUUCACAAAAAAAAAAAUCUUCUGCAAGGACUAUCCGUUAUCGUGGCCCAUUAUGCAUUUGGAUCAAACUCUAUGAAAUGAGUUAAGUAACUACAAUAAGAAAAUCAUGGGUCUGCUCUAAAAGGAAUCUGAAAGAUAUAUUACUCCUAUCAGUCCCGUUUUUCUGAGUUAUUGCCAAUCAAGAAGACGUGCAUAAGUUUGUUAAUAUUUUGUUAAGCCAUUCCUCAGCCGAUGCAGGUUGCACUGCUUAUUUGGAGUGGUAUCAAUAUUCAUCGAAGUGACUGGGGACAGGAAUUCUCGGCCUAUGAACACUUCCACGAAUCUUAUGCACUUUUGGCAUUAUGUGUGCUGAAACCAGCAAACUGACCAUGAAUCCACAAUAUCGGCACAUAAGUUACUUUCAGGAACUGUGCGACCGUAAUGUAUCCGUAGUUUUCAAUCACCACUACUUUAUUUUCUACAAUCCACCGAAUCCAUCCUACUAACAACUAGAUUUUUAAGUUCCAGGAGCUAAUGCUUUGUUUAAUAAUACUUUCUGUAGGGGUUUUGAUAGCUAUUUGUGUUUUCUUAUUGGAAGUACUAAUGGGCUUUCCUGCAAUAUAGAAAUCAGAAAAAGUGAAACAAGUAAUGUAUUAAUUUAUAAAGUCUACAUAUAUAGAUACAUACAUACACAUAUAGGAAUAUUAUUAAACACUCGUUAAGCACUCGUAGGCUAUAAACUUGACAAUAUACCUGCUUCUAAACUCCAUAAUUUCUGAAAUAAAUUAUUUAAGCGCGAGUGCAAGGGAGCUUACAUCAUGCCGCCUUCUUUGACUAUCUGGGCCCUCAUCAAUGACAAUAAAAACUCAGUCAUAAAGGGGCCACAAAUGACAUAUGUGACGAUAUGCCGGGCAUUUAUGAUGGCAAGGGCCACCAGACAAGAGGCUCUGUCACCCGAUGCCGACAUGUCCGUUGCUCAGAUUGAGUGUGAGAAUAAAGCUUAGAGUCGACAUAUGGGAACUGGGGUUUCAAUGGUCAACCUUGACCUCGAAUGAGGGCUGUCCCAACUCCAGGAGUGCGACAAUUAAUUACUGCAUAAUAAAUGCCUAUGAUACGAUUGAUGAGCUGGACGUAUCUGACUGCUGGUCAACUGCAAUUAGGAAUGAAAUGGAGCGACCCGGAAAACACACUCGAAAAUCAAUCGAUUGACGUCAGUGAACGAAAAUUGGGCUGAAGAAAACAGUGUAAGGUGACACAAUCCCGCAAAGGAUACACACUGGGAACCACAGGGCGUGUGCGUCACGUGAGCCGUCGAAAGCCCUGGAAUGGGUUUAAGGUUUAAAUCAAAAAUCCCGCAGCUAAAGUUACGGUUGUGCUUCUUUCCAUUUUAUCAUUUAAUUAAAAUUUAAAUUGUAUCAUCUACCGGAAAAUCCGGGAAAACUGAAGUCAGAAACCGAACUUUUCACAUAUGUAUAUGUAUACGAGUACCCUUUGGCUGUGGCGUCCCACCGUUCAGUGUGAAUUAUUUAUAUCACAUACAAUUUGAAUUUCUGGUAUUUGCAUUUGUCAGAUUGUUAUUUGCUGAUUGACAAUGUGUGCCGCUAAAGGUGUGUGUUCCUGAUUGGACUACGUUCUCCCAAGGGAAGCCAGCGAAAUGGACGCCUCGCAUGUCAAUCUUGAUUCGAGAAUGUGCUGAAAGGCACUAGUUAAAGGUUAUAGAUUCAUUAGAAUAAAAACCCAUAUAUUUACAUUACCUUUUUUGCAAGCAAAUUCCGCUGCGCAUCGCAUUUAAUUUCAUCCAUGGCUUUCUUCCCUGCAAUGCGAGAAUAAUUAAACCAACGCUACAAUGCAUAUGCAUGCCAUUAGUAUUUGUCGGUCAAUUCGCUGUCAAAAUAUGGCAAACCAGCACAAGUGGCUGGGUCAGGUCACUUAACCGCAUUGAAGCCGUCAGCAAAAUAUUCGGUCAAAAGUUCAUUUGAUGUAGGAAUGCGCUUUGCAAGCACUACACCAAAUAAUGUCGAAACAGUUAAUGCUAUAUAUAAAGCAAUGCAGUUUGAUGUUUUUAAGGAUACAUCCUGAUAUAUAUGUAUCAAUUACAUAUCAGUUUUAGAAAACAGAUAGAUAAGUUGUGUUGUAAAUUACAAUAUAUCUGCUUUUCAUUGAUUAUAAAUGGACGCAGAGACCAGCAACAAAUAUAAUUAUUCAACAAAACGAUAUAACAUAUAAUACAUUUGUUCCAUUUUUGCUGUUUUCUAUUAGUGUGGAAAAGCCAACACAACGGGCUGCCAAAGAUAUGGGGGAAAGUCCUGCUGGGCGGAGUGUGAAAAGUAAAGAACCCCAGGGCUGCCGCUGUUUCUGCCAACUGCUCUUCUGGCUAGGAAAAAGUUCUGUUUAAGUCAAAUAUUGGCCAAGCUUAGCAGCCUGCUCCGCCUUUUCCAUUUCGUCCUGGCCCAGGGAUAUUAAGCGAGCAACGGCAAGAGGACAAUGCAGAUGCAAUAAAAAAAUAUGGUCGGUGGAGAGGGAAAGCGGAGAAGAAAGCUGAAUGACUAGUAGUCAUUUAAGGGCAAGCUUAAAGAGUCAUGGCGAGGAGGCAUGGUAUUCAUCAAUUAUCCAAGCACAAAAUGCAUUGAAAUUUCCUACAGCUCCGGAUCAAGAUUUUUAUUUCGCUUUACACUCGAAGACCAUUUUCCCGCACACGGCUUUAAAAUCAUAAAUUCACAACUGACAGCUUUUCCAGCCGAAGGAAGGGAACGGAACGGGAACGAGUCGGCUUAUGUCAGGCCUGGCUAAGUGCAUGACAAUCACAGAUAGUUGGCGGCUGGAGGGGCAGGGAAUGUCCUGUUUGGACCCGCUUUCCUGGCUGUUGUUUUUGUUCUUGUUGUUGCAACAAAGGACCAAGCAAACAUUCAGACAAACAGCAAACAAACCCUUCGACACAUUGCAGCCCAAAGAACAAGGGGCAGUUUGAUGGACAGCCUGUCAACGCGCAGUCGGUUCAUAUUUUACUAUUGCAUAUAGAAGUCUGCCUUUCGGAUUAAUGGUUUACAACAAUUGGAAUUUGCGCAAAAACUGGUAGACAAUGCAGAGCGGAAAACUAAAAUCGCUUUUUCCAUUUUCCUAUCAUUGAUUGAUGGCAGGGGACCAUAGUCAAAGAGUUAUAGUUUCAAACCCGUGCUUUGUUGUGCUCAAAUAUCAAUCGAAUUUAUUGCGUCAGUUAUACAGAUGUGAGCUCCUAGAUAAAAAAUGUUUAAUUAUUUGAAGAGGUUUUCAAAACUUCAGGCGUACCAAAACUGAGCUUAAUUAAACGUUACUUCCAAGAGUUUCCCAUUCAAAAAUAGUGCAUAUGCAUAGUGUAUAGCAUACAUUAAACAUUUACUUCAAAUGCCAAAGACGCGCAGCCAACUUGUAAGUCCUGUGUCUAUUUGCCAGGACGAGCGGGCGAGUCCUGCCGCGAACUCACAAAUGUGCUCAGGUAUCUUAGGAUAGAGAGCAUUAUUGAUCGCCAAUCACGCUAUGACAGUUUGCAAGGUGCAUUAUCAUGCAAAUUAAUUGCAUUGCCCGGCGAACCGUGCAUUAAGAUGGCCCCUGUCACCGACACCGCAUUUCAAUUAAAUCAACACAUUGAUUUAAUUAAAUUUCCGCCGUUUUACGAACUGACGCUACUCAGUAGUCUAUUUUUUAUCCCGCUUUCAUGGGGUUGCGGUUGUGCAGGUUGCGUGGUGUUCAAUUGAAAAUGCCAUCGAUAUGCGCAGCUGCAUAAUUUAUGCAAAAGAGUCGCCAGGCACUCUUCAUCUUUCAGAGCAAAGCUCUUACAACAUGUACGUACAUUGCUGAGUUGGGCAAAGGACGUGGACGAGAUGGAUGGCCUGUAAAAUGGUUUUUAAUAUGGCUUUAUCAGCAACUUUAAGCUCGUUGUAGGCGAGGGAAAGUGCAACACUCUGUAAAAGUAAUUACCAGCAUAGUUUGUCCUACUAAUUUAAGUCCACUUGCUCCUAAAGUGCCCUUUGGCACAACAAUGGCUCCAUUAGGGGGAAUCGCACGCGUUCGUGGAGAAAGUCCAUUCAGAGGCUUCUCAAGUGUUGUAAUUACAAAAGCGCGACAAACGGCAAACAAGAAGCCACGGCAGCCGACACAUGCAAUCCUAAGCCGCUUAAUUUAUUUACACGAGCUCUAAAACAAGCUUGAGUCGCCUUAGCAGCUUGUGCCACCUAAAUUUGGCUUAAACGCUUCGAGCCACAUGUUGACAGCCAAGGAGUAGGCCGAGAGUUGCCGCCCCAGGCAUGUGGCUCGUGUAAACAAUUUAUUUUUGUAAUUUAUGCAUGAAUAAUUAAUCGCCACCAUUCCAGGCUGUUGCGAUUCACACGGACUUUAGCCUGAAAGGAGGAUUUAAUUGUUCAAAUCCACUUUGCUCAUAUUAUGCAUCAAAACGCUGAUGAGAAAAGAAAAUAUAAUCUUUACAAAUUUUCGGUAUAAGAUCUUUCUUAUAUAUUUUACACGCAUACACACAUAAUUAAAAACAAAUUUAACGGUUUUUAGCAAUUAAUAGUGUUGCAUGCUUUUAAGAUACUGAGUGGUUGCAAACUCCUGUGAGACAACUACACAAUCUUGGCACAUUCCUUGCCUAAUAUUUAAAUCAUUCGAAAUUCCUGCCAAACAAUUUUUUUGAAAAAGGAGCAAUAAUACAAACACUGCGAUAAAUUGUGGGUGUAAGCACCUGACUUACGCGCAAACAACCUUUCUCUCAUUACUUAUUUAAGCAAAGUUUUCAGAAAUUUAUUCCAACUUUGGCGCAACUAUUUUUCCUGUAAACUUGCCACUUUAUUUGUUUGACACGUGCAGCGAUGAAAUGUUAUAUUUAGACUAGAUGGCAAACUUUUGGCCCACAUAAUGACUGUUGACAAUUGCCAAUAAAUGCAGAUGGGGGGCCGUGGCCCACCCAUAAAGGACCCCAACAAUAUUUUAGGCCUCGCUGAGUGCGAUGAGUUUGCCAUUUUAUUGUAUUAACAGCAACAGGCUGUUCAAACAGAGGGACGGGAAGUGUACACUCGAAGAAACAGGCCGGCGAAGAAAGGGUAGUGCAAAAACGGAUGGCCUUAGGGCCAAGUUGAUAAUUCUCAUGCAUAAUUCUCGCAGUGGAAGACGUGUUUUAUUAGCAGAAACAGCAGGACAGCACCAGCGACCAAAUGAAUUACCUUUCUCCAGUCGCCCGAACAAAGGCAAAUGUAUUUUGCUUGUAUGGAGGGACAGAAACAACUUUCAUUAUAGCCGUAAAUACCGAAACCAGGGGUGGCCCACCAAGGUGAUUCACGGAAAGGGGGGCCUAGUGUUUGCUUAGCGACUAAGGCGGAAUUCAUUCAUUCAUUUCUGGCCAACGCAAAUUGAUUGUUUACUUAAUUUCAUCAUCGAUUUUGUCGCUCGGAAAGUUUUUAAUCAACACAAGCUGGAGAGCCGGAGAGCCGGAGAGCCGGUGCGGUAAUUCAUUGUACAUCAUCAUCAUGCAAAUUGGCAAAAAUUAAUAACAAUUAUAGUUUACAAGCAAGAGGCAUUUUGCGGCCAACUCAUGCGGUCACAGCUGCUCCUGUGACGUGCAAAGUUUAAAUUUGCCCAAAGUCCCUCCUGGUUAAUUAUUAAUUUUAGCUCGGAACUAUGAGUCCGGUCCGGUAAAUCAUCACGCUGCGUUGGUAAUAGAGUAGGAAGAGUGGGAAGUUGUGAAUUGUAAUUGGAAAGGUUUGCUAAUUUGCCGCAGGUACGGUGAGGGCCCAGCUGAGGGUUCAUCAAGUUAGCCGGUUAUUAUUACGAAGGCUUUCGAAAUUCGGGGAGUAUUAAAUAGGAAGCAUGACUGAAAAUCCUGAUUAAAUGGCAUUUCAAUCCGUUUUAGAUGAUUCACUUACAGCUCUGAGUGCCCCAUGUUUAAUACAAAUUGAAGAUACAAUGUUUCGCAUUAUAAAACAUUUGUAGUAGCUUAAUGUGGGUUGCAAAUAAACAAGGACAUUUAGAUAAAUUUGGAGUUUGGUGGAUUAACUUCUUUGGUCUUUUCACGCACUCGCAUUAUGUCGCAGCUCUCUCCAAAAAUUCUCCGAGAUUAUAUUACUUAGCAAUAGAUUGUUUAAGUUUAAGCUGGACGUUACUGUCCAAUGGUAUAGUUUAAACACCUUAGCUGUUGCAUUUGACUGACAUGUUUUCGGUCCAAAUCAUUUCUUUGCCGAAAGGCGAUGGAACUUUUAGGCAAUUUUCCCGAUUACUGCUCCCAAAUUGAUUGUGGCUCUUACCUGGUAAUGCUAACUGACAGGUAGAUAAUUGAGACAGAAAAGCAAGAUAAAUAAGUAAAAAAGAAAGAGCAUGUGAAAGCUUUUAAGUGACAAUUAUGUGGCCGCUUCUGACCUGAUGCGAACUGACGUGCACAAAACUUUUGCAUUAAAUAUUGCGGACAAAGCGAAAAUUAAUAUUAAUUGUAAGUGUUUCAGUUCGCACUGCCAGACAAAAUAAAGGCUGGCUAAAUUAAAUUGAAUGUAUUGCAAUGGACGGCGAUUUUCGGCUCUAACCUAGAGGGAAAUUUAAUUUGCGCUGAUUGAAUUUAGCACUUUCUUGAAAUUCACAUAGGGAUGGAUCGGGCAUACUUUAUUAAUAACCAGGCGCCGUGCUCUCUGGCAGAUUUUUUAUGUUUUCCAGAAAAUUCAAAUUGCGUAAUAAUAUUGAGCCCUACUUCUCCGGGGGGAGUAGGAAACUGCGAGUUCACAGGACCAAAUUCAAAUUGAAAUUUGCCUUCCUUUUCCCUCUAUAUGCCUUUUCGGUAUCUCUCUAUCUCUGUUUCUGCGUAUUUUCCAGUUGGUCAUAAAUUCGUGUUCAAUAUUUAAUGAGCUGAAUGUUUUUGCGCUCACAGGAAGUGGUGGCAGUGGCACAGAGCGCGGUCUUUAAUGCAUGCUUUUAAAUUGUUUAUGGCUCGUAUGAGUAAUGUGCACAACGCAUUUGCCAGCUGAUGUGUGGCGAAUGCACUUGCCAGGGGCCAAAUCAGCCAUAAAACCAGCUCAUACCUGUCACGGCCACAUUUUUGCCCGGCUUUUGUCCGAAUUUUGGCCUUCCUCGUCCCUGUCACAUUAGCCAACUCAUUUGCGCUGCAUGUCGAGAACAGCAAGUCACUCAAGCGAAGUGCAGAAGGCAUUGCUCGUAGACAGGCAGGGCUUUAGCUUGAUUUUUGCCGCUUAAGUGUGCUGCAGUUAAAGGUGUUGCUGCCUCCCAUUUUGGCGCGUUUAAUUUCUGUGAGUACACCCUUAAAUACCCCACGUUGGGCGCCAGUAGGUAUACCAGUAGCAUGCCCCGCAUUGGGCGCCAGUAAGAACGAGGACCGUCUUCAUUGGCCUGUGCAGAAGAAAUCAAUGAAAAUACUGCAUAACUUCGUUUGUGCCCCUGCCCUUUGGAGUGGCAUUCAAGUGGCACGUAGCGACAACACAGCGGAAUCGAACCGAACCGAACAGAGCGUACACAAAGCGAUUUCUCAAUUUAAAGUCAUUUUGCGUUUUCCCAGCGAACGUUGGUCGAAUACGAGUAACGGCGUAAGUGCUCCCUGUCCUGCACUGCCAUACAGCUAGACUGCAUCCUCGUUCAGGCAAAGGACCCUUGCUCUAUCCCUUGGUGACACAUUUUUUACCGUUGCCAGCCAACGCGUUGCAUUUUUUACAGGAGUAAGUCGCACUCUGCUCCACACCAUCUUGUUUGCUAAUCGGCCAACUGCAGCAGGGUUUCCUGCCCUGUGUUAGCUGGUUUCGUUAGAUAUUCCCAAGGAGUCUCGAAUUCCAGCAGCUCCGCAGUGUCGGGCGAAAUGGAUUUCGAUUGGAUUUGACAAACGUAUGCAAAGUGAGCAAGUUGUAGCAGCAAAGUGCUGCCAAAGUAUAAGGAAUAGACACUCUGCUGUAAUCGUAUACCGUCCUGUGAUGCUGUACCUCAGGAACUUAUCAAUGGGAAAAUCAAACAUCAAACAUCGAAAAAAAAUACUUUCACAAUGUAACAAAAACGCGCAAAAAAAAAAGACUUGCUGAACUGGAUAUCUAUGCAUUGUAUUUAUCUAGAAGCUUGUGGUUGACGAAGGACUUAUUCGAACAGCACCCGAUUCGGAAAUAUGUUUGAUAUUGAAGAGUUUUGCAGAUGCGAAAAAACCCUACUCGAGCGUUUUGACUGCCGACAACAGCGAUAAUACUAAACUACUUUGAAUUACCACAUCCAAAUGCUUUUUUUGUAUCUAAAUUGGGUUUUUUGAAAAAAAUUUUUUUCUUUAAUGAACAACACUCAAAGCCUAUUAUUAUUUCGUUCUGUAUUUAAGAAAGUCACAUUGGCCCUGCUUUGGGGAAAGGGAAAACUUGUUGCUUGGGGGACCAUUUUAAGUGAAAACUUUCAGACAAGCUGGCAACUUUAAUCUAAUCGAUAUUCCUGCACCCUUCUCUCGCACAUAUUAAUUAAAGUUUGUUAACGCAUUGCCAUGGCGAGCGAGUAAAAGUUACAAAAAAAAUUUAAAACUUUUCUCGCAAUUGAGAGUUGCUUAAACAUUCAUAAGCUUUCCAUUUGCCCUUCCCCACAGGGAGCAUGGCCUGGGCACCAGUGCGGUGGCAACUCGUAUAAAAGUAACUCAACUAACGCAACUGGAGCUAAAUGGCCCUGAUGCAAAACGGUCAGUCGGCACUUGGCCGGUGCCAAGCCAAUUAUGAGCCAAGUCAAAGAGCGACAAAGGGGUGGAGAAUGCCUGGCAAUCAAUGAAGCCCUAUUUGGGCGCCCUUCAGUGUCAGUUAAUGUGCCCAAUUGAGUGUCGAAAAUUUCGCAGCCGAAAGCGUUAAGUGCCAACACAAAAGUCAGCCAACACAAUGCAGGGGCAUUUUGGUUUUGGCCAACUCAACACCGUGUCGGUCGCAUUGUUGCAAUGGAUGCGGUGCGCUCUGGUGCUUUAAUUACUCGAGGAGCUCCAGCUCAGGUCCUGGGUCUGGCUCGGACUCCUUUGUGUACUUGGCCGCCAGGACACAGGGAGAAGGACCCCGGCAACGUGGCAGCAAUUAAAGUAAGUGGCGCCAUUCGCCUUUCACGCUGCCUUGGUCAUUUCUUUUGGCCGAGAAGUGGUGCGUCCCGCUCAAAAGGCAUUAAUUUCCGCUGGCAAACACCAUCAGCAUAGUUUUCACGUUGGUGAGGUUUUCAUAAUUGCCCCCAAGUCCAAAGUCCCAGUUUUUAUUAUUUAUUUUGCACCUUCUUUAGCAUCAUUUUGUGUGAUCAAAGGACUAGCUUAAUUAUUUUGUGCGAACUCGCGUUUUGCCCUGCACUUUUUUAAUAUCUUUUUAUCCAAAUCAUUUUUAUACAAGAAAUCUCACAAUCUGUAUAGGCUGCUGUCAACUACUAUAAAUUUUAAUAUGGUAUUAUUAGAGCCAUAUCUUCGAAAAGAGCAUAGCUAAGUUCGUACUGUGUUUUAUCUGGCAUAUUUUUGUGUCAAGAGCCGGAAGCCCUUGUGAUUAAUGAGCUCAACCUUUUUACAGCGCUGAAAAUAGUGUCACAAUUUAUGGGUCAAAAGCUAAGUUAAGCCAGGGAUUUGUUUGCGGAAAACUCAUUCUAGUCGUUAGGUAAAUAAAAUGCGAACAGUAAACUCCUAAAGACAGAUACCUAAAGCCAUAAUCAAGUAAACUUUUUAAAUAUUAAAUAACUUGUUUUAUCCUAGUUAAUUCUUAUGCAUAUGAAUUGUAAAUUGUUUUGCUCGUAGAUUACUUUGAUUGAAAAACUUUUAAACUCACUUAAUCGAAUUAGAGACCCUUCAUUGGGGAUUGCUUUGUGUUGAUAUCUUGUCCAGCUUAAAAAGAAAAUAUUCAAAGUAAAAUCCAAGUCUGUAAUUACUUAGAGCAGCACAAACAUCCAUAGAGACAAAUUCGUGUAAUUCGCCAGAAUAAUGUUGUGUAAUUUCUGAGUUCUGUUGGAAAAUUACCCACCCAUGUGGCUUUGCGGUGUGAAAAUGCCAACACGGCAAAACAAAUUCCGAUUUGAGGGGCAACAAUAACAACAACAACAUCGGUAACUACCAGUGAAAACAAUGGAAAUGGGAAAAUAAAUUGAAAUGAAAUGAUUUCUCUGUGGCUUCUGCUUCGACAUUGGUCCUUGGUCCCUUGCCGGCUUCAACUGGUCCUUAGGUCCUUUGGUCCUCUGCGUCUCCACUUGGCACUCUGAUCUUUAAAAAUUGCUUUGAACUUUCGGCAUGAAAAAUCGUAGCCACAUCAGCCAGGAGCAGAAGCCCCGAGAUAAACUUGUUCGUUCAGAGCUGAUGGGGAAAGUUCCUUGGCUGGCAAGGGGCUUUUCGGGUUCCUCGGGUUGGUCGGCGGAUAGUGGUCGAAGUAGAAAACUUUGCCUUACAUGUCGUAUAUAGCAAAUGUGUAAACUGUCGAGGCAGCAGCUGUUGUUGUGUGUGUGUUGGCCAUAAAUUCAAUUUCCAAAAUGGGGACAAAGCAGAGUCUCGUGUUGCAAGUGUGUGCGAGGUGACUUGAUGUCGCGUUUAUGUCACUUGCAACUGCAACAAAACUAAUAAUCGAAGACAUUUCGUUACCUUAAACAUCGCCAGCGCGCACCUGGCGUAUGAACAAUUUUCAGUGUAGCACAUAUUGAUUUUCGGUUUGGGCUAUGCUUCUAUAUUUAGGCAGUGGGCAGCUAAACAACCGGUCGUUUGCAGCAGAUUAGGCGCUUGUCUCUGGUCAAAAUUAAUUAAUUAAACGGGUUAUAUACGCUUACCCCAUAUUUGAGCAUUAAACAUUGCUGAUAGAAUGGUUGAAUUAAAUCGGCACAGAGUUUGCAGAAUUAAAUUAUUGUGGCUGCAGCCAAAGCGGGGACAAGUGGCCAAUGGAGAAUGGGAAUGGAAAAUAGUAAAUGGUGAAUGGUAAACGGCAAAUGGCGAGUGGUCCGGGCUAAGUGGCACAAAAGAUGGCAAAAUUGCUGCCUGGCACGCAUUUGAACUGAGCAAAUGGCCGACUCUUCUCUCGACGGGUGUCCUUUCUUGGCUGCAUUUCUGCUAUUUUGCUUUUCUCCUCUUCAAACUCCUUUCCCUUUAUUAUUUGCAAGAUAUUAUGGCCAUAAUUUCGUUUGGCUCAAAAAUGUUUCGUCGUUCCCAGCACACUUGAGUCGAUGCGGAGCAGCAAUAGUUUUUCCUACCCGCAGCUUCCAUGUUUAUAUCUCUC
Molecule: messenger RNA, 14709 nt
Organism: Drosophila yakuba
Lineage: Eukaryota; Metazoa; Arthropoda; Insecta; Diptera; Drosophilidae
Gene: Ir47a
Exons: 1
Coding region: 1216-3006 (596 amino acids)
Source: RefSeq, a predicted model, not a curated record